AUGUCACUAAAGGAUUCAUGUACCAUAGAUGUUGGAUAUCCUAUUCUUGCUCUGAAGUUUAUUAAUAACAAAACUAUCUUGGUGGCCGGUGGUGGUGGAGAAGGUAAUAAUGGUAUUCCUAAUAAAAUAACCGCAAUAAAGUGUAGUUUUAACGUUAAGGAACCGAAUAGAAGACUUCAAAAGUUUCGUGAAAUUACCUUGCCCUCAAAUGAAGACUCUCCUCAAAGUUUGGAUAUCGCCAGAAUACCAGAUACUAAUGAAAAUAAAUUCUCAGUUUUCGUUGGCUGUAAUCAAUCAUCACAAUUGAUUAAAACUAUGAACAUGAACAAUAACAUUAGAAAGUAUAUAUUUAAUGGCGAGGAGCACUUGAGAUUUUUGGAUGCCGCACAAUUGGAGCCAGAGAUCAAGGGAGACGUAGAUGAUUACCCAAAAAUUGUUCGACUUUCUUCUAACAGUACAAUUGGCUGCUUGAUGACAUCAUCUUUUCCUUCAGUUAUAUUUGUAUUUAAUACUGAAACCCUUGAAUUGAAUUUCAAAUAUGCACCGACUAUUGAUGUUGAAAUAAAAGAUUUCAACUUGAGUCCACAUGAUGAUGGUAAGACUUUAUGUUAUGUUACAUCUAAGACAAUAGAAACUAUAUCUACGGUUACAAGCAAUGUGAUAUCUUCCUCAUUACAGAGCAAAUCCCUAACAAAGGAAUUACAAGAUUAUAAUCUACUGAAAGUUGCAUUUCUCGAUAACUCUACUGUUGUUAUUGCUGCAAGCAAACCAAAAACUAAAUCUGUGGUUUUAAUAAAGUACUCGAUCACUGAGAAAAAGAUCUUAAGCCAGAAAAUAGUUUCAAAGAAAUUCAGCGCCAUAGUAGCCAUGGAUAUAUCUACAAGCAAAGAUUUGAUUGCUGUCGCUGGUAAUGAUUUAUCUGUGACUAUUCUUAAUAUCUCCAGCUUUAAAGUCAUUAAAGUUUAUAAAAAAUUGCACCCGUUCGCAAUAACUACGGUAGCCUUUUCACCCAAUGGCUCUAAAUUGGCAUCUGGAAGUGCGGCUAAUCUUCUUCAUGUAAUUAAACUUCCUCAUAAUUUUGGAGCUGGGAAGUCUAUUAUUGGAACCUUAUUCCAAUACUUAUUCAUGAUUAUAUUGGUAGCGGCUAUAGCGAUAUUCUUACAAACUAGUCACGAGAAUGGACAAUUAGAACAGUACCUUGAAAUAUCAAAGAAAUAUGCAGACUCAGGACUUUUCUAUGGCAAAGAGUACGGCGCAAUUGCAAUGAAGUAUGCUAAAAUAUAUGGUCAAGAGGGAUACGUUCUUUCAAAGAGGUAUGGAAAGCAAUACUAUGGAGUUAUUAGAGAAAAGUUGUCCAAAGAAAAUAUAGAUGGGGAUGAUAAAACUAAGGAAUAUUUCAAGGUUGAUGAAUGGGAUGACCCUACUUCUAGUGAUGACCCCGUUCCUCUGGACAUUCAAAUUUCAAACUUUAAAGACUCUGGCUCUGAUAAAUCUCAGAGAGCAGAUGAUAAGGGACUGGAGCGCUCCUCGGAGAUUUCCCUCACAAGUGUGCCUACCUCUAUCUCUACAAAAAGUGUGGAUUCAUCUUUGAGUGAGAAUGAACCUAUCUCAGUGGGAGAUUAUGAGCUUGAACAUGAUUUUGAACAUUCAACGAGUUCUGAGCCUUCCCAAACUCUCAGUCUGUUGGAUACAUCACCAAGUAGUAAAGAUUUAGAUCAUUCGACUUUGGGAUCAUCGGACUCUGAGAGCCAUAUCUUGAAUACCACAAGUGUUUCAAAUGACGCAUCUUUAGAAGAACUGAAGAAUGAUGGUGUCUUAGAUGACGUCGCGUAUGCGCUGAAUUACACUGAUGCUAUUGCAGAAGCAGUGUCGUUGUCUUUAGGCACGAUCACCGACACGGCUACAUCAAUAGCAAGCACCGCAAGUCCUUCAGCUUCGGUCUCUUCAGGCAAUGGGCAAUUAGAAAAAUCAGACUCUGAGACCUUCAGUGGUUCUGACAUUUCAAAAAAAGACGGUUCUGUGACCGCGACAUCAUCUAUUGACUCAACCGUGCCUGAUAUUGUAAAUGAAUCAGUCGAUGAUGUUGAGCUUAGUGAGCCCAACCCAGUUGUACAAGAGCCCGUCGCUAUUAAUAUUGAGAACUUGUCCACGGAUAUAUCGUUAGAAGCUGACACUUCAGUUGUGGAUCCUACUGACGACAAAACGACUUCUAAAUCACUUGUUAAUUCUUCUGCAUCUCCUAUUGUCGAAUCCACUGCUAAAGAUCAAAGUAUUUCGGAAGCUAGUGCCGAUGAUAUCAAAAGCGAUGAAAAUGCAGAAACAGAACUGUCGGAUAUUACUAUGUCAGCCACUGACACAUCAAUGAUCGAAUCAAAAAAUUCUGUUUUGGAAUCGUCUUUGGACUCUUCUACUACGAACUUUUCAGUGAAUCAGGUAACAACCCCCCUCCCAGCUUCUGAAGACUUAAAUAUAGAGGGUGGAGCAUCAACUGGCACAUUAACAAUAGAUAAAUCUGAAGAAGCAGAUGAUUUUUUCGACUCCAUUACGUCUAGCGACUCUGCAGCGAAAGUAUCGCAUUCAGUCGAGUCAGAUGCUGAAGAUAAAAACUCUGUUGCAAACGCUCAGACCUCAAGUGAGAUUGUAUCGACCUCGUCUAGUCCGGAAAUUUCUUCUUCAAGCAUGGUACAUGACGAACUCUAA
Molecule: messenger RNA, 2700 nt
Organism: Priceomyces carsonii
Lineage: Eukaryota; Fungi; Ascomycota; Pichiomycetes; Serinales; Debaryomycetaceae
Gene: SEC12
Product: Sec12p
Exons: 1
Coding region: 1-2700 (899 amino acids)
Biological process (GO): protein secretion
Cellular component (GO): endoplasmic reticulum membrane
Molecular function (GO): GTPase activator activity; guanyl-nucleotide exchange factor activity; protein binding
Source: RefSeq, a predicted model, not a curated record